AUGCUUCGUCCACAAUAUAAUAGGCUCUAUGAAUUUUUUGAAAUAAAUUAUUCUGAAGAGUUGGAGCACAACCAACAACAAAAAUUAAAUAAACUUAGAGAUCCAGUAGAAAACCUAGAAACAGACCUAUUAUAUGUUCUCUCUAAAGAUGCCCGGAAAAGCUUUAUUAAUUUUAAAACUUCAAAGAAGAUGAUUCAAACAACUCAGAAAUAUUCUCUAACCAAGUCUGUCAAAGUAAAAAGUCAUUUUCUAAAAGAACCAAAAAUGUCUACAAAAAAAUGUAACGAGACUGUUAACAAUUAUAUGGUACAAUCUGGUGGUAUUGUUUCUAAUGGGAAAGAAAAUUUACAAAUGGAAGAAACUUUAUAUGACACUGUGAUUCACUUUCCCCAAUUUAGGGAAAAUCAAAAGAGGUUUCAACGACAUAAUAUAAAGCAGUAUAACUCAGUAAUGGUUAAGAAGAAAACCGAUUUUGCACCAAACUUGACAGGGAGUAUGUCCGUCAUUAAUAUAAUGGAAAGUUUGAAGAGAAGUACAAACUAUAACUCUGACGAUCAAAGUGACUUUCAGUACCCCUUAAGCAAAGAUUUUUUUAAGAACAGAAUUGAAACAUGUUCAUUUUAUGAGGGUAGUUGCGUUGAAAAUUUUGAUAGCACCUCUAGGCCUCAAAAUUAUACAGUUACUGAUAGGGUUAGGGGUAGUAAGAAAACUCAUAAAGUAAGGUUUUGGUUAAAUCAGAAAGCCAACAAUUUUUCAAAAAUUCAAUUACUAAGUCAUUCUGAUAGUAUAUAA
Messenger RNA from Maudiozyma barnettii, 792 nucleotides. RefSeq lists its product as uncharacterized. The transcript has a single exon. The record is from RefSeq and is a predicted model, not a curated record. NCBI's taxonomy places the organism in Eukaryota, Fungi, Ascomycota, Saccharomycetes, Saccharomycetales, Saccharomycetaceae. Bases 1 to 792 code for a protein of 263 amino acids.